Messenger RNA from Eremothecium cymbalariae DBVPG#7215, 2184 nucleotides. It is a transcript of the gene SUV3, whose product is annotated as ATP-dependent RNA helicase SUV3. Gene Ontology annotation, cellular component: mitochondrial degradosome. The record is from RefSeq and is a predicted model, not a curated record. Bases 1 to 2184 code for a protein of 727 amino acids. Gene Ontology annotation, molecular function: hydrolase activity, acting on acid anhydrides; RNA helicase activity; ATP binding. Lineage: Eukaryota; Fungi; Ascomycota; Saccharomycetes; Saccharomycetales; Saccharomycetaceae. The transcript has a single exon. Gene Ontology annotation, biological process: RNA catabolic process; mitochondrial RNA 3'-end processing.
AUGCUUAAUCGUGCUGUAGUUCAAACUACAGCACAGAUAAUAUUACGUUUUUCAUGGUCUAGAACCUACAUAAAGCGGGCAUCUUUACUUCCCUUUCAGAGAGAAGAUUGGUUUGUUAAACACCACAAGUUUAAACAGCUGCCACCUGCAGAAUUAAAAGGGUUGAACGAAAUCAAACUUAUAUUUCAGAAGAAACCCAGUAAUAUAUAUACAACCAAUCGAACAUUUCGGAACGCGUUAGAUGAGUCCUUACUAAACAUUUAUAAUUCUGAAAUCCAUGCAUUUGAUAAAGUGGAGCUGCGAGCCAAAAGAAAUACAUGGAAACUAUUAAGAGAAGAGCUGUACAAGCAAUUAAACUUACCAUCUGCCUCCAAAAACUAUUGUUUUAACUUAAAAGAUGCUCUAAGCCCUCAGUGUACUUCAGAAUUACUUUUACAGUUAAUGCAUAUAGACCAAAUUUCCCAAGGACAGUGGGAUUCAAUUAUCGGUGGCAGCAGUAUUUCUAAGGUCCAAAUUUACACGCAUAUAUUAAGGAACCACUUUAACCAUAUUUAUGAAAAGGAAGUUCUUCCUUUUGCACAUCCAUCUCUUUCUUCCAAACAAAAAGGACUGGAUAUAAGCAACCCAUCUGAAUGGUAUUCUGGUGCGCGUAAAUUGAAGCGUAAAAUAGUAAUGCAUCUGGGUCCAACAAACUCUGGAAAGACAUAUAAUGCUCUCGAAAAAUUAAAGAAGGCCACUAGAGGAUACUAUGCAGGGCCAUUAAGGUUACUCGCAAGGGAAGUAUACGAUAAAUUUAAGCAGCAGAAUAUACGUUGUAAUUUAUUGACUGGUGAGGAAAUCAUUAAUGAUCUAGAUCAUAUUGGGAAUAAAGCAGGAUUGACAUCGGGUACUGUUGAAAUGAUCCCCCUGAACCAAGAAUUCGAUGUAGUUGUUUUAGAUGAGAUACAAAUGUUAGCUGAUGAACAAAGAGGAUGGGCAUGGACAAAUGCCUUCCUUGGAGCAAGAUCAUCAGAAGUUCAUCUUUGCGGUGAAAGAAGCGUACUUCCAUUGAUACAAAAACUAGUAAAAAUUACCGGUGAUGAUCUAAUAGUUAAUGAGUAUAGCAGGUUGGGUAAACUGGUUAUAGAGUCUGAACCUUUGUCGUUAGGAUUUUCAGGGUUAAAAAAGGGUGAUUGUCUAAUUUCCUUUUCUAAAAGGAAGAUUUUAAACCUAAAACUCAAAGUCGAAAGGUGUACAAACUACAAGGUCUCGGUAAUUUAUGGAUCUUUACCUCCCGAAACAAGAAUUAAACAGGCUAACAUGUUUAACUCUGGACACUCAGAUAUAUUAAUCGCUUCAGAUGCUGUUGGAAUGGGUUUAAAUUUAUCUAUUAAAAGAAUCGUUUUUACUGAAUCUUCAAAAUGGAACGGUGCUGAAAUGCAGCCAUUGGAGGACCCAAUUAUUAAACAAAUUGGUGGCCGUGCAGGAAGGUAUAAACCUAAAGAUAACUCUGACGUAAACCCUUCAAAGGGCUAUGUCACCGGUUUAGAUGACGAAAUUUUAUCUGCUGUGAGGAGCGGUAUUAAUGCACCUAUAACUUAUUUAUCAUCUGCAAUUAUUUGGCCAACAGAGGAGAUAAUCACUAGUGCAUUGGCUAAAUACCAGCCAGGCACAAAGUUCUCUACAUUAAUAGAAAAUUUUAAUCGUGAUGUCACUACGAAAUCUAAUAACCUAUACACUUUGGCUGACUCUAGUAAGAAAAUUGAAUUCAUUCGUGAAUAUGAAAAAAUUGAGGGUCUUUCUUUGCGAGAUUUGAUAAAACUAAGUUAUGCACCUAUUAGAGAUAGUCCAUUAUUAAAAACAACAUUUUUAAAAUUCUGCCAUACAAUUGCAAAGAAGCAAACCAAAUCAUUGUUAAAUUAUGCCUUACCAUUAGAUAAAUUGAAUUCAAAAUAUAUUAAGAAUGAAGAUGUGGCAUUAGACUUCUAUGAAGAGUUACAUCACAUAGUAAUGAUGUUUAUGUGGUUGAACAUUCGUUAUCCAGAAUACUUUAUUGACCGCGAAUCUGCAAUUGAUAUCAAAAAUCAUUGUGAAUACAUUAUCUAUAAAAAAUUGGAAAUAUUAAGCAAAAACCCCUAUAAGAAAAAUCUACACACUCUAGGUUAUACUAGAAGACCCAAUCGACGCUUUUUAAAAAAAUUAUAA